Messenger RNA from Ostreobium quekettii, 1380 nucleotides. The record is from the annotation of a GenBank genome assembly. Lineage: Eukaryota; Viridiplantae; Chlorophyta; Ulvophyceae; Bryopsidales; Ostreobiaceae.
AUGUCGGCCAUGGCGCCCCUCGGCGUGGGGCCCCUUCGCGUGGCUCGCGCCGGGAGAGUCAACUUCCCGAAGACGGUUUGCGGCGUUGGAUGGCGUCGUGGUGCUGCUCUGGCACAUGUGCAGGUCCCUGUCUGCCCACGGCAGAUGCACUGUGGGGCUGCUGUCAACAACACUGGCGACUGGGGUUCCACACACAAGGGCACCGAUGGGCCUGAGGGAUCCUUCAAUGGUGUGGAGAGGGCUAUUCAGGACGUCUUCUUUAGAAACCAACCUUCAGGGCGCAGCGGAUGGGAAGAGGUUGAGAACUGCUGGAUCCUUCGGCCACCUCCAGGCGUUGAGCCCAUAGCUGUCAUGCAUUUUGUGGGGGAAGCCUUUGUUGGUGCAGCCCCACAAAUUGCAUACAGGCAGCUGCUGGAGGCCAUUGCCGAAAGAAGAAUAUUGGUAGUCGCCACUCCGUACAGAACCUCUUUCGACCACCUGCGCGCAGCGGACGAGGCGCAGUUCAAGUUCGACAGCGCGAUGAACGCCAUUGGCAGGUAUGCUGAAGACGUUCCUGUGUACGGAGUUGGCCACUCCCUGGGGGCGCUCAUCCACCUGCUGAUCAGCUCGAGGUACGCCGUGGAGCGCGCGGGCAACGUGCUGAUGUCGUUCAACAACAAGCCGGCCACGGAGGUCAUCCCUCUCCUCGCACAGCUGGGCCCCUCCUCCCGCCUGCUGGGCCCCAUCACCAGCCAGCUGGCGUCGUCGCCCCUGCGGCCCACAGCGGAGAUGGUGCAGGGCGCGGUGAAGGGCAUCAGCCCCUCGCCGGUGCGCCAGUGCAUCCCCCUGGUGGAGCAGCUGGCGCCCAUGUGCAUGGACGUGACCCAGGGGCGGCAGGAGUUCUCACCGUCGCCGGAGGAGACGCGGAACCGCAUUCGGUCCUUCUACGGCGUCCGCCGCAACCUGCUAGUCCAAUUCACGGACGACGACAUGGACGAGAGCGACGAACUGGCUUCGAUGAUCCAGGCGUCGGGCAUCGGGAGCACCCUGGACAUGACGGUGCGCACGCUGCCAGGGAACCACGCCCGGCCCAUGCAGCACGCCCUGGUGGACCUACCACCUGUGGUGGCUCGGGCUGCAAACCAGGCGUGCGAAGCUGGUGGCGAUGUCAUAGGCCGGCUGUCGAAGAUGGCCGCGGACGCCGGCUCCGCCCAGGGCUCCGACCAGCUGGGCCGCUUGUCGAAGAGCGUCAGCGGCAUGGCGACCGUGUUUGGCGGCGACGCCGGCGGGCCCGUCGCGAGCCGCAUCGCGGCGCUGGCGGACGAGAUGGCGGGCUGGAUGGAGGCGGGCCUGCCGGCCAGGGCCAGGGCCCUCCCGGCGGGCCGGAGGCAGGGGCAAUGA